Messenger RNA from Gilbertella persicaria, 1253 nucleotides. RefSeq names its product 40S ribosomal protein S7. The transcript has 2 exons. The coding region runs from base 351 to 929 and encodes 192 amino acids. The record is from RefSeq and is a predicted model, not a curated record. Lineage: Eukaryota; Fungi; Mucoromycota; Mucoromycetes; Mucorales; Choanephoraceae. Gene Ontology annotation, molecular function: structural constituent of ribosome. Gene Ontology annotation, biological process: rRNA processing; ribosomal small subunit biogenesis; translation. Gene Ontology annotation, cellular component: small-subunit processome; 90S preribosome; ribosome.
CGUAUGUAUAGUUCCAUCAUAGCAAACAGGGCAUAUAUACACAGGAAGAGAUACAAUGGAUGGAUCAUCAACAACAACACAACACCCAAAGAAAAAAGAAAGAUGGAUUGAUCAGCUUAUCGAAACGCGAAAAUGGAUGGAGCAAUGUCAUCCAUCCAUUCCAUCCAUCCAUCCAUCUCAUAACACCACAAAACGAUGAGACAAUACUACAUCCAAUAUCUCUUUCUGUGUAGAUGCAAUGGAUGUGAACAAAAAAAUAUAGAAAAUCGAGCAUUACUAACCUAUUCAUUUUUCUAUAUAUCACCACUUUGAUCACCAUUUCACUCUUUUGAUUGAUUGAUAUAGUCAAGAUGGCUUCUAACAAGAUUGUUAAGCAAGCUGGUGCCCCAGCUGCUGAUGAGUUCGAACUCUCCGUUGCUCAAGCUCUCGUUGACUUGGAAUCCAGCGUCCCUGACUUGAAGACUCUCCGUACUCUUCAAAUCACUGCCGCCAAGGAGGUCGAACUCGGUGCUGGUAAGAAGGCUAUUGUUAUCUUCGUCCCUGUCCCUAGCCAAUCUGGUUUCCACAAGAUCCAAGCCCGUCUUACUCGUGAACUCGAAAAGAAGUUCUCUGACCGUCACGUUGUCUUUGUUGCUCAACGCCGUAUCUUGCCUGUCCCCAACCGUCGUAACACCGGUAAGCAACCCCGUCCCAGAUCUCGUACUUUGACUGCUGUCCACGAUGCCAUCUUGGACGACCUUGUUUUCCCUACCGAGAUCACCGGUAAGAGACUCCGCCAAAAGGUUGAUGGUUCCAAGACCCUCAAGGUCUUCCUUGAUUCCAAGGAUGCCACUUCUCUUGAAUACAAGAUCGACACUUUCUCUGCCGUCUACAAGAAGCUCACUGGCAAAGAUGUUGUCUUCGAGUUCCCUGCUGCCGUUGAGUUCUAAGUAACUAUUUCUUCAUCAAUUCAUUAUUUUUAUAGUUGUUUUAGACGUGUAUAUACGUUUAUCGGCAUAAAAUAAAAAAAAGGUUAAAAAAAACUGUUUGUGAUGAUUUAGGCAAGUAAACGCAUGGUUUUGCAAUUAAGGAGGUGGUCAUAAAGUCGUUUUGUCGUCAUAACUUGUCAUGUUUGACUAGGUUGAAUUAUUAUUAAUAUUAUCGUUUCAAUAUGUCAAGGAGAGGUAUCUAGAACAAUUACAGGUUGAAACAGCGUCAAGAUGAAUUACUUGACAAGGAUACAUUUAGCCUGUUACACAAUUGAAUACUAUGCC